CCUACCUCAACCGUUCGCAGAGAAGGACAACAGUACUCUAUGACAACAGUACUCUAUUUCCUCCCAUGUACACCUUGGGAUCUUCUCGGGCCCAUAUACGGCCUGGAGUGAAGCACGGAGUGUCCAUGUUCUAUGUUGGACAAGCUUGGCAGGUGGCUAUCUCUAUCACAGGGGACGUCGUUAGCCACCCUACCCAUCCCUCCAUUGUUGACAGCCAGGGCCAACCCGUCCCCCCAAUCACCUGGAGCUUUCCCCACGCUGGCUCAGGCCCCACUGGCUGGAUCUCGUUACAAGGCACACCGCAAUUUUGGGUUGGGGACAAUACAUCCCUCCUGGUCUUGGCAUCAUGGGAUGUUCGAGUGCUCCAUCCCUUUGAUACAAUAUCCGGGAUCCUCCCGAAAGCUUUCAGCACGCUCACAUUCACCUACCGUCUCACUUUUCGGGUCGAUGGCACGGUUGAGGCCACUCGGAUCCUUGGCUCGUCUAGACCCAUUGCGCUGACAGAGCGUCUGGCCUGUUUUGCAGGCAAGAACGGCCAGCCUUGGGUUCAUGUGGUUACUAUUGAUGGCCUCCAGGCUGCAAUUGCACAAGAUGCGCUGCACGGGACCUUUUACGGCGCGUUCAUAGAGCCUGAACGGCAACUCAUCCUCCUGACCACUGAAUGCGAUGAGGUCUGUGUCUACGAUUACGAGAAGCUUAUCCAGGCCUGUACCUCCCCUCCGGCCAAUACCCAAUCUCUGGUUACCGAGCAAAGAAGGGCCGAAAAAGUCCGAAUACGGUCUUCAGAAGGAUACCAAGAAGCUUGUAUCCCUCACCAAGUGUGGUUUCUUUCGCACCCCGAUUCUACUUUGGUCAUGGCCAUGCGGCGAGACAAGGACAUUAAGCUAUUCGUGCUGCAGCCGGGAUCUGAUUCACUGCCUUCUUCAUGGGCACAUCUUCCCAUCGCUGACGACGAAUAUAUUAACUCUUUAUGCCUAUCGCCGGACGGUUGCAGCCUCAUCUAUCUCCUUCGGCAGGAGGGAAAUGAACCUCGCACGGUCUUGCGAGUCGCUCGUCUCCCAUCGUUUCCAGCGACUCACUCUACGAAACGAACCGCCCGUUGCUCCGACCCUCGGGACGUGUGUGUCUCAGAUGACACUAACGGCGACAUCUUCCGGCAUUGCAAUAAUAUGCAUGCAAUGUCCCUUCCCAACAACAGCUCUGGCUGCAGAGUUCUACUCGGUAUCCAAGAGACGAAAUUGUGGCUGGAACUAGACUUGAAGAUUGAUAUCUCACGGGACGUUACUCCAAACGUGCCAGUACCACCGGAACUGGCACUUGUCAACAUUCCACUCCCAAGUGAACAUGACGUCCAGGAAACUUUGCGACUUUGGGCUCUCACAGCGGCUGGCGGGGUGAUCGAAGAGGCUAUGUUCCAGCAGUCUCUGAAUACUGGAACUAUACCCUCUGCAAUGAUCGAGCAGCAGGAAGUCACACUCCCAACAUGGACUUCUGGAGUCGACCGGAGGGCUUAGGCCACGUUUUGAAGAGGAGUUUCGGCGUUGUACGGCCCUUAUCUGCUAAGCUGUUAGCUCAGGCGCAUUCGUCAAUCUGUGGAUCUGUGCGACGCCCACACGGCACGUGGCGCGGUACUUUGCGAUUCUCGAACACACCGAGGAACCGUCCCAUUCUAGCCAUCGAUACAACUUCAAAUUUUCCGAUGACAGCGCGCAAGUGGCUUACGAACUGGUGCGCACUCCUCUAUCAGAGUUCAAGCAGUUCGAGUGGCAAAGGGAAUAUUUCAAGUCUAUCCAUCCUGAUGCCGGCCGACGUUCCACAGCAAUCGCGGAAGACAUCACAUUGUUACUCAACAAGCGCAAGAAGAUCGGCGCACGUCGCGCCGCCGCCGUUCGAAUGGGGUGGUCCAAAGGCAGCGACGACAUGCUAGUCGAUUAGGGUUUAUCCGGUGACUAGUUCCUGUCCGAUACAUCCAGUAGGGUGCUACGCUCGAGGCCGUUGUGUUCCGCAAUUUAGUCACUAUCGCUUGCAGCUCCUAGCGAUUGAUGUUAGAAGUCCCUUCUGAUAUCGCUUGGAGCACUUACAUCUACAUCAGAUACAUGCAUCAUCGAGUCAAACUGUUCUUGAUAUGGCAUCGUCCAGGAUGGAGAGGGAGAGACAAUGAAGUGCUUCGUCAGGGUUUGCAAUAUCACCUCGCGGAGUAGCCGCACGGUUGCCCCACACUCACGGGUUGGGACAUUGGAAACUUCUUAGGCGCCACUUUGUACCCAUUCUACAAUGCCCAUAUUUAG
Messenger RNA from Dacryopinax primogenitus, 2288 nucleotides. RefSeq lists its product as uncharacterized. The record is from RefSeq and is a predicted model, not a curated record. The coding region runs from base 66 to 1514 and encodes 482 amino acids. The transcript is spliced from 3 exons. Lineage: Eukaryota; Fungi; Basidiomycota; Dacrymycetes; Dacrymycetales; Dacrymycetaceae.